GGAAAGGACAGAGUAGUAGUAUUAAAACAAGUGUCUCUAUAGCUAUUACUUCUAUUUAUCAAUCUGUUUUUGGUAGUAAAACAAAAUAUGCAGGACUAUCUUAUUUGGAUACAAACCAACCUGAAACGAUUCAAAAAUUAUUAGAAGGAAUUAUAUUUUUUUCUUUUAUUGUUGAAUUAGAAAAUAUUACAGUUUUUAUUAGUUGUCUCAGUAAAAUUACAAUAUCAAAUUCAGAUAAAGAUAGUCAUAAUUAUGCAGCAUCAUUGUUUCAUAAAUAUAGAAAAGUACAAUCAGUUUUUUAUCAACAUGUUG
Molecule: messenger RNA, 312 nt
Organism: Funneliformis geosporum
Lineage: Eukaryota; Fungi; Glomeromycota; Glomeromycetes; Glomerales; Glomeraceae
Source: the annotation of a GenBank genome assembly